UGGAGGAGUCCCAGCGAAAUAAGGUCCCCGAGAAGUGUCACUGGCCCCGAGCGGGACCCCGUUCGGAGCCUGUUGUCUCCGCGCCGGCGGCCUGCCCCCGCUGCCUGGCGGGCUAGGACAGGGGAGAUGCUGCAGGAGGAGUCGGAUCUGUCUCUCAUUAUUGCCCAGAUAGUCCAAAAGCUCAAGGACUCCAAUUUGUAUGCUCAGUUGGAACGGCAGGCCUGGGACAGUCUUCAGAGACCUGAGAUUAAACUUGAAUCACUAAAAGAAGAUAUUAAGGAAUUCUUUAAAAUAUCAGGUUGGGAGAAGAAACUUCAGAAUGCUGUGUAUAGUGAACUGAGUGUGUUUCCUUUACCUAGUCACCCUGCUGCACCUCCUGAACAUCUUAAGGAACCCUUGGUGUACAUGAGGAAAGCACAGGGAAGUUGGGAAAAAAGAAUUUUGAAGAGUUUAAAUAGUAUGUGCACUGAACUGAGCAUCCCAUUGGCGCGAAAGAGGCCAGUUGGAGAACAGAAAGAACUUCUCAAUAAAUGGAAUGAAAUGGGGACUGAUGAACCAGAUUUAAGCCUUUUCAGACCUGUUUACGCACCUAAGGAUUUUCUUGAGGUAUUAAUUAAUCUUCGCAACCCAAAUUAUGAAAGUGGUGAUUCUCUUAGUUUCAGGACUCAUUUGGGUUUAAUCCAAGUUCCUCUCAAAGUAAAAGACAUCCCUGAGUUGAAAGAAUUCUUUGUAGAACUCGGCUUGUCUACAGGACAACUGGGUAUAGAUGACUCUACUCAAGUGCCUCCUGAACUUUUUGAAAAUGAGCAUGUACGUAUUGGGCAAAAAGUUCUGGCAGAACAAGACAGUGCUGCUGCUCAGCAGUAUAUCCGACAAGGAAGUCCCACAGCACUGAGAGCUGAAUUGUGGGCGCUCAUUUUGAAUAUUUCCAGUCAACCUGAGGAUAUCUUGUAUUAUGAGCAGCUUAAGACCAAUGUGAUACAACAUGACCUUUUGGUGGAUAGUCUAAUUUAUAAAGAUGUGAAGUUGACAGCAAGCAAUGAUGAUUAUUAUUUUGUAUUUGAAGAUUAUUUAUAUCAGGUAUUACUUUGUUUUUCACGAGAUACGUCUGUGUUGAGUCACUUUGCAUACAACAGUGCUUCACCGCCGAAAUCCUACAUAAGAGGAAAACUAGGACUAGAAGAAUAUGCUGUCUUUUAUCCACCAAAUGGUGUAAUCCCUUUCCAUGGAUUUUCAAUGUAUGUUGCUCCACUUUGUUUUCUAUACCAUGAACCUUCCAAACUGUAUCAGAUAUUCCGUGAGAUGUAUGUGCGUUUUUUCUUCAGACUUCAUUCCAUCUCUUCUCAUCCUUCUGGUAUUGUGUCACUCUGUCUGCUGUUCGAAACGCUUCUUCAAACUUAUCUCCCCCAACUCUUUUAUCAUCUACGAGAAAUUGGGGCUCAACCACUUCGCAUAUCAUUUAAAUGGAUGGUUCGAGCUUUCUCUGGAUACUUAGCUACAGAUCAACUCUUGCUUUUGUGGGAUAGAAUCCUAGGAUACAACUCUCUGGAAAUUCUUGCUGUCCUGGCAGCUGCUGUGUUUGCUUUCCGAGCAGUGAACCUGAUGGAGGUGACAUCACUGGCUGCAGCUGAAGCAGUUCUUGCUGACCUUUCUACUUUAAAAGUUAUGCCUCUUCUUCAGAUUUUCCUGUUUGCUACUGUCACCUGAUCUUCUUCAAGGUCACUGACAAUACAUCUAGUUUUCAUUAGAAAGUAAUCAUGAACUAUGCAAACUCUGCAUAAAACCAAAAUUAAACUUUGCAUAUAAGCCAAUAAAGAUCAUGUUCCUUCCUCAGUCAAA
Messenger RNA from Phacochoerus africanus (Common warthog), 1839 nucleotides. RefSeq names its product TBC1 domain family member 19 (gene TBC1D19). Lineage: Eukaryota; Metazoa; Chordata; Mammalia; Artiodactyla; Suidae. The transcript is spliced from 21 exons. The record is from RefSeq and is a predicted model, not a curated record. The coding region runs from base 127 to 1707 and encodes 526 amino acids.